AUGGAGACUUAUUUAAAAGAUAAAUUUGCAGUAUAAGGAACUUUUUUAUCUUCUGAUUGCUUUUUAAUUUUAACAGAAGGCACUAUAUACAUUUAUGAAAGUGAAAAAGUAUACAAUUAAGGAGAAAUUCCAUAAGAAAUACUAAAUCUAAAAAUGUAUAAAAUUUAAAUUGCUCAAAAAGAAGGUAAAGUACUUACUUUAGUUAAUAUAAAGAAUUAAGAAAAAUAAUACGUUUUUUAUAGUAAUAGGAGGGAAUAAAUAGAUGUAUUAUCUUAUAAUAUUAACUUAGUGUUGGUACAAUAUGAUGAAAAAAUGGAAAGAAUAAUAUGA
Messenger RNA from Paramecium primaurelia, 330 nucleotides. The record is from the annotation of a GenBank genome assembly. NCBI's taxonomy places the organism in Eukaryota, Ciliophora, Oligohymenophorea, Peniculida, Parameciidae.